Trichoderma gamsii is the source of this 2202-nucleotide messenger RNA. RefSeq lists its product as hypothetical. Bases 1 to 2202 code for a protein of 733 amino acids. The transcript has 2 exons. Gene Ontology annotation, biological process: mRNA splicing, via spliceosome. Lineage: Eukaryota; Fungi; Ascomycota; Sordariomycetes; Hypocreales; Hypocreaceae. The record is from RefSeq and is a predicted model, not a curated record. Gene Ontology annotation, molecular function: RNA binding; protein binding. Gene Ontology annotation, cellular component: catalytic step 2 spliceosome.
AUGGCGUCAGCCGUGAGUGACGUACCGCGCCGCGAGCGCGGAAUGCCACGAGAUGGCGAUUUCUAUCGUCCUUCGAGAGACGAUCGCUCUCCAUCACCUGCGCCUCCCGUGCGGACUGAAGAAGAGAAGCAAGCGGCGGCAAAGGCCGAGUACGAAAAACUGCUAAACAUGCGAUCGGGAGGAACGUACAUCCCCCCGGCGAGGCUCAGAGCGCUCCAGGCGCAGAUCACGGACAAGACCAGCAAAGAGUAUCAGAGGAUGGCGUGGGAGGCGCUGAAGAAGAGUAUCAACGGUCUGAUCAACAAGGUCAACACUGCCAACAUCAAGCACAUCGUUCCCGAGCUCUUUGGCGAGAACUUGGUUCGGGGCAGGGGCCUGUUCUGCCGAUCCAUCAUGAAAGCCCAGGCUGCGAGUUUACCCUUCACGCCCAUCUACGCGGCCAUGGCGGCGAUUGUCAACACGAAGCUUCCCCAGGUCGGUGAGCUGCUGAUAAAGCGCCUGGUUAUGCAGUUCCGCAAGGGCUUCAAGCGAAACGAUAAGGCUGUCUGCCUCUCCGCGACGACGUUCCUCGCACAUCUGAUCAACCAGCAGGUUCAGCAUGAGAUGCUGGCUGGCCAAAUUCUUUUGCUGCUCCUGCACAAGCCGACGGACGACAGUGUUGAGAUUGCUGUGGGAUUCUGCAAGGAGGUAGGGCAGUACCUGGAGGAGAUGCAGCCUGCCAUCUCGAUGGCCGUAUUCGAUCAGUUCCGCAAUAUCCUCCACGAGUCGGACAUCGAUAAGCGAACCCAGUACAUGAUUGAAGUUCUUUUCCAGAUCCGGAAAGACAAAUUCAAGGAGAGCCCAGCCAUCAAGGAAGAGCUGGAUUUGGUUGAAGAGGAGGACCAGAUUACACACAAGGUUGAGCUUGAUGGCGAGGUUGAUGUUCAGGACGGGCUCAACGUUUUCAAGUUUGACGCCGAGUGGGAAGAGCACGAGGAGGCCUAUAAGAGACUCAAGGCAGAAAUUCUUGGCGAAGGCAGCGAUGAUGAAGACGACGAGGAUGGCGAGGACGAGAGCUCCGAGGAAGAGGAAGACGAAGAAUCAAAGGCUGUGGAGAUCAAGGACCAGUCCAACGCCGACUUGGUCAACCUUCGAAGGACCAUCUACCUAACCAUCAUGUCGAGUGCCGACCCAGAAGAAGCAGUUCACAAGCUGAUGAAGAUCAACCUGCCUGCCGGUCAAGAGCCGGAGCUGCCGUCAAUGAUUGUCGAGUGUUGCUCCCAGGAAAAGACUUACACCAAGUUCUUCGGCAUGAUUGGUGAGCGCUUUGCCAAGAUCAACCGUCUGUGGUGCGACCUCUUCGAGCAGGCCUUUGCAAAGUAUUACGAGACUAUUCACCGAUAUGAGAACAACAAGCUGCGAAACAUUGCAAUGCUGUUUGGUCACAUGUUUGCGUCCGAUGCUCUAGGCUGGCACUGCCUUGGCGUCAUUCACCUCAACGAAGAUGAGACUACGUCCAGUAGCCGUAUCUUCAUCAAGAUCCUGUUUCAACAUAUCUUGGAGGAAACCGGAUUGCCCAAGCUGAGGGCACGCCUGACCGACGAAACUCUGCGACCUAACCUCGAAGGCAUCUUCCCCACGAAUAACCCCCGCAACAUCAGAUUCUCCAUCAACUACUUUACCAGUAUUGGCAUGGGUGUCUUGACCGAGGAAAUGCGAGAGCAUCUUCAGAACAUGCCCAAGCCUGCGCUCCCCGCCCCUGUUGCUCAGGACCGCUCAGAUGCAGAAUCCGUUUCGAGCUAUUCAUCUUAUUCUCGCUCGUCAUAUUCUUCUCGCUCACGCUCCAGGAGUCGUUCUCCGGCUCGUUCUCCGGCUCGUCGUGGUGGGAUCGAUCGUACUCGGAUUCACGGUCUCGCUCACGGUCACGGUCUCUCUCCCGCUCUCGCUCUCCCUCCUAUUCUCGUUCCCGAUCACGCUCACGCUCACGCUCACGCCCACGCCCUCGCCCCCUCUCGGCAUCCCGAUCUCAGUCUCGAUCCCGAUCUGGUUCUGCUGCCUCUCGUGCUCGUGGUCGCGGCCGCGGUCGUCCUCGCUCUAGGACACCUUCUCGCAGCCGCAGUCCGCCAACGAAGCGAAGGCGUUCCGUUUCGUCUUAUUCUUCGGGAUCCUAUUCCUCUCGCUCUCGAUCUAGGACACGUUCUGUCAGCCGUAGUCCGCCGAUGA